AUGGAUCAACGUUGUUAUAGUCCAUCACCGAACUGGUAUGGACCAAAAUCACCAAAAUGUUGUGGAGCAUUCAUUGGUAAAAUACCACGUGAUUGGUUUGAAGAUGAACUAGUUCCUGUAUUUGAACUAGUCAAAAAAAUUUUAUCUGUUUCGAUUAAUGGUGGAUGUAAAAUAUUAAGCGUUUGUUUCAGUAUUGAUAAUUGUCAUUUAUUCAUCGGUGUUAUACCUAAAUUGAAAGCAAAAGAUGAAUAA
Molecule: messenger RNA, 252 nt
Organism: Schistosoma curassoni
Lineage: Eukaryota; Metazoa; Platyhelminthes; Trematoda; Strigeidida; Schistosomatidae
Source: the annotation of a GenBank genome assembly